AUGACUGAGUGCGAUUAAUAGCUUGUUGAAGAAUUUGAAAAGAUCAUUUCAUUAAAUACUGCAAAUAAACUUGAAUAAGUUCAUUCUAAGAGCAUUUUGGGUAUUUAGAAAGGAAUAAUAUAAUUUAAUGUUGAAGAUAAAGGUUUGGGAUAAGGAUUUAUAGUAAAUUUAGAGUAGAAAUCAAAUAAGAAGAUUAUUUUUAACAAUUCCCAUUAUAAUCCUAUUCAUAAUGAUACAUUUUUUAGCAACCUCCAAACACUUAGAUAAAAAGAAUUAAAAUUUAUCAUUGAAGAAGAAAUUAACUAACUAGAUUACGAAGUGCUUAUUGAUGGAUUUGAUAAUAAAAAUUUAAAUAAAGAGUUAGAAAAUUAGUUUACUUCUAAGAGUAUUGAUGAGUUUAAUAUUAACUCCAAGAAUCCUUUUUCUGUUGGAUUUUAGUUCAAUGAAUUGACAAACGAACUGGUUGAUUUUAAUAAUGAGAUGAUAAAUGUCAACUUUAAAAACUUUUCUUCAGAGGGAUAUACAGGAAAAAUAUUUUAGAUUGGCGAUAAAUCAUCGAACGUUGAAGACGAAGAUUUAAGUUACAAAACUAAAAAAUACCUACCAUAUAGCAACAAAGAAUAAAUAGAGUAGGAUUUCCUAGAUCUUGCAAAGAAUAUUGAUGAAUUUUGCAAAUAAAAUGAAAAAACCACUGAAACUAAAAAAAAUUCUAGAUCAGACAAAGGCAAAAAUGAAAAUUUAAUGGAGUCAGAGGCAAACAAAAUAAUUGGUGAAUAGAGAGUUAAAAUAUUUAACAAAGUAUAAGAUUAGCUAAAUAUUUAGAAGGUGCAAGAAGAAGAUUUAUUUGAUUUUGACAAGGCAUAGAAAGAAAUCAAAAGUUACUAUGAAAGUGAAGUUGAGAAAAAAAAUAAAAUCAGUCUUGUCUUUAAAGGAAAGGAAGUUAAUGAAAUUAUCGAAUAAGCUAGUCAGAGACUAUAAAUUGAUGAACUUGUCAAUGAACCUUAAAACAAUGAAGAAGAUUAAUAUUCUCUCUUAUCAAGCACAAAUCCAUAGAAGUUCUUUAAAGAAGCAAAAUUGAAGGAAACUGAACAAGUAGAAGCGCUCUUUUAAAAGAAUCAAUGGGCUGUAGAAGACAAUUAAGAUGUCUCUAUAUUCUAAGAUAAAUUACCUAAAGAAAGAAUGGCUAUUCAGUACCCAUUCGAAUUGGAUAAUUUCUAAAAAAGGUCUAUUUUGAGAUUAGAAGAAGGUCAAAAUGUCUUUGUUUGUGCUCACACUUCUGCAGGUAAAACAGUUGUUGCCGAAUAUUCCAUAGCCCUUGCAAAAAAGCUCAAAAGAAAAGCCAUCUAUACUUCACCUAUUAAAGCUUUGUCAAAUCAAAAGUAUAGAGACUUCAAAGAAAAAUUUGGAGAUGAUGUUGGUAUUAUAACUGGUGACGUCUCUUUAAAUCCUACUGCAAGCUGUCUAAUUGUUACUACAGAAGUUCUUCGUAACAUGCUUUAUAAGGGACAUGACAUAGUUAGAGAUAUCGCAUGGGUUAUUUUUGAUGAAGUGCAUUACGUAAAUAAUUAAGAUAGAGGUGUUGUCUGGGAAGAAACAAUCAUUUUACUACCUGAAUACAUCGGAUUAGUUAUGUUGAGUGCAACAGUACCUAACCAUAUGGAUUUUGCUAAUUGGGUUGGAAGAACAAAGCAAAGAAAAAUUUAUGUUCAAAAAACUUUGCACAGACCUGUUCCUUUGGAGCAUUCUAUUUAUUAUGAUGGAAAGAUAUUUAUUAUUAAAUCAGCUAAUGAAGGUUUUAACCAAGAAAACUAUUAAAAGAUAAAUAAGUAUAUUAAAGAACAAGAAAGCAAUAAGAAAAACAUUGUUAAUGCCAAAGAUAAAUUAAAACAAGAGAAAAAAGAUAAAGAAAUUUAUAAAAAUACAAAUCUUUCCUAAAAUGCCAAAGCAAAAUAAAAGUUCAUCUAAGAAAAAUUUAUUAAAUAAAGUAAUAAGACAAAUAAAAGUGGUGGCAACGGACCACUUACAGAGGCUUAAUAAGUCAAAAAUGUAUUAAAAUAUUGCCAAAAGAACGAGCUUUUACCUUGUGUGGUAUUUGCUUUCAGUAAAAAUAUUAUUAAGUAGCUCUCAGAAAGUUUAGGAAAUCUCAACUUGAUAAGUCAUGAAGAAUCAAAAUAAAUUGAAGAAUUCUUUAAUAAAGCUUCACACAAACUAAAACCUAGAGAUUUAGAAGUUCAUUAAAUUAGAACUUUGAAAGAUUUAAUGAUGAGAGGUAUUGCUGUGCAUCAUAGUGAUGUCAUUCCUUUUAUAAAAGAAGUAGUAGAAAUUCUGUUUUCUAAAGGUCUUAUCAAAGUUUUGUUUGCUACUGAAACUUUUGCUAUGGGUAUCAAUAUGCCUACCAAGACAGUAAUUUUCUAUAGUGUGAAAAAAUUUGAUAGUUCUCAAUUGAGAAUUUUAAACUCCUCUGAGUACACUUAAAUGAGUGGCAGAGCUGGUCGUAGAGGUUUAGAUUUGAAAGGAAAUGUUAUUAUUUUAGUGACUGAGCCAAAAAGACUUCCAAGUAAAAUGGAACUAACCAAAAUACUUGAUCACAAGGGAGAAAUGCUAUCUUCUAAGUUUAAAAUAACUUAUGAGCUAAUUAUGAAGCUACUUUCUUCAAGAGAACUUGAUGUAACAGAGAUGAUGAAAAAAAGUUAUAGUGAAAAUGAUAAAUAUUCUUAAUUGCCUUUUAAUUUGAAGAGAACUCAUGAGGUUUAGAAAAAAUUAAAGGAUAUUUAGUAAAUAGUAUGCCCAAUAAAACCUUUAACAAUGCCUACUCUUCCAAUAGAAGAUUUUUACUAAAUCACUUAGUAAAUGCAAUAGGCAAACAAAGCAUAUUGGUCUACCGAAACAAAAUAUCUCUAAGAGGAGUUUGCAAUUCCAAGCUAUUGCCAAUUUAUUGAUGAAGACUAUAAUGAUUAUUUAGGUUUAAUAGUCGAAUUUAUUAAGAAGGAAAAAUAUGAAAAUUAUUUUGUUGUGAUGUUUGCCUACGAAAUUUAAGACAAAAUUGUAUAGCCUAACUUUGAAAAGCUUGGAAGAUCAUGCUUUUUCACAGAAAAUAAUUACAAACCUUAUCACAUUUAAGUUCAAAAAAAAGAUUAUAUUUAUGAACUAAUUGAAUUACCAGCUAGAAUGAUUUCUAAGAUAUUUGAUGUUGGUUUCGAUGCUAAAAAGACUGGUUUAAGGAAUAAAGAUUAUUUAACAAAUUGUGCAAAUAAUUUGAUUUACAAGAUGAAAAAUACUUAUUAAGACUACAGAAUGAUUAGAAAUGGCAAAGACCUAAAAUAUAUAAAGAAUAAACAAGAAUUCUUAAAGGAUUACAAAUAAGUCGAAACUGAAUCAAAUUAAAAUGAUAAAGCAAUAUAUGAAUCUAUUCAAGAUGGAUAUGAAAGAUCGUUAUGCUUCACUUGCAAUAAAAAAAUCGAACACUUUAAGUUAAUAUCUCAAAAAAAUGAACUUUAGACAGAGUUUGAUAAUUUAAUUAAGGUUUUAGAUGAAGAUGAUUUAGCUUAACAUAAAAACUUUUAAGCGAGAUUAAAUCUUUUGAAGUAAUUAAAUUAUAUUGAUGAAGACAAUCUUCCUUAGAUAAAGGCAAGGCUUGCUAAAGAAAUUGAAAAUAUUUAUGUUUCUGAACUUAUAGUUUAAGGAAUUUUUGAUGAACUUGAUGAAGCAGAGAUAGCUGCUAUUUUAAUAGGAUUCGUUACUCAAUGCAAGAAAAAAGAAAAUGAAUCGGAUUAUGAUCCCUCUAAAGAUUAUGAAAAUCAUGGAUUUUAGUACUCAAUUAAUUUCUUUGAUGCCUAUACCAAAACUAAGGAAAUUCUCCUUUAAGUAAUUUAACUAGAAAUUGAUAAUGAGAUAAUAAUUGUUGGUAAAAUUGAAGAGGCCUUAUCUGAAAUUUUUAGUCCAGAAUUAAUGAAAGUAGCUUAUGAAUGGAUUCAAGGAAAAGAUUUUCUCCAUGUUACUUUAUUAACAGAUGUCCAAGAAGGAACUAUUAUUAGAAGCAUGUUGAGACUUGAUAAUUUGAUGAAGAACAUUAAAAAUAGUGCUUAAUACAUUGGUAAUAACUCUCUAUCGCUUAAAAUAGAAAGCUGCUAAGAAAAAAUGAGAAGAGAUAUAAUCUUUGCACAAAGUCUUUAUUUAGAAGAAGACAAUUAAUGA
This is a messenger RNA of Tetrahymena thermophila SB210, 4194 nucleotides long. Its product is annotated as DEAD/DEAH-box helicase family protein. The transcript has 10 exons. Gene Ontology annotation, molecular function: RNA binding; ATP binding; RNA helicase activity. Gene Ontology annotation, cellular component: Ski complex. Gene Ontology annotation, biological process: nuclear-transcribed mRNA catabolic process, 3'-5' exonucleolytic nonsense-mediated decay. Lineage: Eukaryota; Ciliophora; Oligohymenophorea; Hymenostomatida; Tetrahymenidae. The record is from RefSeq and is a predicted model, not a curated record.